This is a messenger RNA of Symbiodinium necroappetens, 2277 nucleotides long. NCBI's taxonomy places the organism in Eukaryota, Dinophyceae, Suessiales, Symbiodiniaceae. The record is from the annotation of a GenBank genome assembly.
AUGCCCCAAUGUAAAGACUGUCCGGAUGCCGCCUGCAGCUGCUGCUUGCUGGAGCUGCCGCCCCUUCCCUCGUGCUUGGGGCCAGCUGUGUGGACAAAUCGCGAGGUGCCACCGCAGGAUUGGGGCAUGACAGCCACCCAAUUCCGCGAGUUUCUGUCUGAAUGCCGACAGACCGCGCUGUGGCCGUGGAUAAAGGAGAUGCGGAAUGUCGUGACGUUAUAUGACAUUAUCCAGCAGCUUGUGAAGCCAUGGACUCGUGGCACGGGUUGUGGAAUUGCCCUGCUUAUGUCGGGCAACGUUGAUGAUCUCCCACACGUGGGCAGAAUUUUGACUGCAAUCCUGUCGAACUUGAGAUGGAAGGAGGACAUGGACGAGUGUGAGGAAGCUAUCGUGGACUAUUGCUUGGAAGUCACUUCCGGGCUCUCCACCAGCAUUUGGUUCUGCGGAUUUGCCCAAUACCAGGCAGGAGAUGAGCCUGGCGAUGUGGGGCCGAGCAUCAGUGAGCAGCUCAAGCUGGAUCCUUUCGGAUCUGUGAUUCGACACACGACUCCGGCUCUUGGUAUGGUGGUGGUUCACACAUCAUCUGCCCGAGUCUAUGAGCGUCUAUGGUGUGUGUAUGAGAUUGCAGAAGCCACGCGCCUCGAAUCCAAAGUUGGCAUCGCCUUCUCUGAGCGUUACCUGAAUCAGCGCCAGUCAUCUUUAGUCGAGCUGCUAAAAGCUCGGACUGACAGCGCCGUGUGCAGCAAUCCUGCCGAUGCCGAGAUGAUCCGGUCACGUAUUCAGGACCUGGGAGGCUUCCGUGCCCUGGACUGGAAGAUCUUCUCCUUCCGACUGCAAUCCCUUCGGGCUGUGCUGGCCAAGAAGGACCCAAAUUGGCAGGACAUGCUGGCUGAUGAGUUGCAACGUGCAGAAGAAGAGCUGAACAAUUGGUCCUUUGACUCCGCGGCAAAGUUUGCAAGGUUGAGCAGUCAAGCUGAGGUUGGCCUCGGCAUCACUGGUGUUGUGGUUGCGGCAGCAUUGAAAGCAACUUCGACAACAGAGGACAACUGGCCUGAGCCUGACGGAACCACCACUACCGCUGGAUUUGGCACAUCUGGUCACGGCUGGCCUGCACCGGCUCCACCGCCGCCGGAGGAUGAUUGGCCUGCACCGCCGCCACCGCCGCCACCACCGCCGCCGCCCAUGAGGCAGCAAGAGCCAUUGGGCGGAGUGAGUCCAAGCAUGGACACUCCCUUGCUAGUGACGCUGGUCAGCGUGUUAUUGCUGGGUGGCGUUUGCUUGCUGCUAGUCUGUGUGCUUGCGAUGCGGCGCUGCAGAGUUCCAGCUCGACGUACAGCGCAAGACAGUCCCUUGGAGAGGAGCCAACUCGACUGGGAGGAGAAACUCAAACUCGCCAAGGCUGAGACGGCAGAGAACGAUGGCAAAAGCACAGCCGAUGGCAAGGGUCCCACGCCGGCACUGCCGGCACCAAAGGUGGCCACGAUGGUCAUUGAAUCUGACUCGGACACGGAGAAGGGAAAGGCUCCAGCUCCGGCUCCCCCAACAGCGCCACCAGCGGCAGCACCCCCUGCUGCGGUGCCUCCACCUCCUGCCGCAGCUGCACCGGCGCAGGAAAAAGAAAAGUCAAAGAAAGAGAAGAAGGAAAAGAAAAAGAAAGCCAAGAGCUCUUCGUCGUCGGACAGCGACAGCGAUUCGGAUGCGCCGAAGAAGAAGCGAAGGAUCAACAACUUCAGCUCCCUGCGGAAUAUCGAGAAGGAACGAGCGGAGGUGCGCAAAAAUCGCAAUGCUGGCGCGGAUGCCGCGGCGGCAAUGCUGAAAGCGCUCAGCGACAACCCGUACUUUGUUUCGUUUUGCCAUCUUUGGGCUCAAACCGUAGGGCCUGUGGAGAGGGCAGAUGUGACAAGGCAGACUCGACCUGGUCAUUGCUGGCUUUGUGCCAUGCAGCCUCAGGCAUUCUUGACCUUUUUGCCAAUCUUCGUCAUUUUGCGCUACAAUCUGUUCGAAGAACCGCUGCCCAAGAAGGUUGUGCAGACACCGUCGGUGCUGCCCAGCCUCACUCCACAGUCACAGGCCACGAACGCCUGGCAAGCAGAGGGCAAGGCCGAUCCGGCGACGGACGCCCGGGGGGAGUGUGGCUUUGGAAACUGUCUGGCCGCUGUGCCAGCCUGCAUUCCAAAAGGCUCCAUGGCUGCUCUCUGCGAGCCUUCACAGGGCAAGCCGGGCAAUGUGAGCUGGUUGCAAGUGAACGAAACUUGGCCAACCAUGCCGCAGACAUGA